Poeciliopsis prolifica (blackstripe livebearer) is the source of this 995-nucleotide messenger RNA. Its product is annotated as protein mono-ADP-ribosyltransferase PARP11-like. The transcript is spliced from 7 exons. Gene Ontology annotation, molecular function: NAD+ poly-ADP-ribosyltransferase activity. The record is from RefSeq and is a predicted model, not a curated record. Bases 73 to 954 code for a protein of 293 amino acids. Lineage: Eukaryota; Metazoa; Chordata; Actinopteri; Cyprinodontiformes; Poeciliidae.
UUAAUAGUCAUGAGUGACACAGAGACAGGUAGAGCAAGUACACUCUUUAUCCAGGUGUAGUUCAUAAGCACAAUGUGGGCUCUAAAUGAAGAAGAAAAUAUGGACACAUCUGACACUCCGUGGAAUUGGUAUUAUCUGGGAGACUGUGGGAGGUGGCACAGAGUUGAGGAUGAUCCCAGCAAGUCCUUUAGAAGUCAGGACAUAGAGGAAUGGUAUUUGAGAGACUCAAACUCCGUUAUGAACAUAAAUACAUUCAACGUCCGAAGCAGGAUUGAUUUUUCAGUGAUGAUACAGACCGACCUCAACACAGGGAAACAAAGGCGAAUCCAACGCAGCUUUAAUCUUGAGAAAAGCUGUUCCUGUUUCUGUGGACUGCCUGUUUUCUGGGAAAACUUUGAUUCUACAGCUCCUUAUCAGCUGAUCCCACUGCGUGAGCUCACCCCAGAGUAUAAGAUGGUGGCAGAUUAUGUGAGCCAGGUUGGUCUCCUAUCCAGACCCAUCGUAUCAAUAAGAAGAAUACAGAAUCUGGAACUCUUGGAAAUAUACUGCAGGAAAAAGAAACAGCUUAUGAAAAUUAAACGUGUCCAAGAUAUUCCUGAAAAGCGCCUUUUCCACGGGACUGACACUAAAAACGUGGACAGCAUUUGCAAGUAUAACUUUGAUUUAAGGACACCUGCAAGAAUCGGAAGAACAUUUGGUAACGGUAUAUAUUUUGCCAUCCAUGCAUCAUAUGCAGACAGAUACAGUACCAACAGCGCACGUCAUGGAAAUACAAAAAUUAUAUUUCUUGCUCGGGUCAUGGUUGGGAAAUUUAAAGUUGGAAACCAGGGUUUACUUAAGCCAGACGAUGAAAACGCAUUUGACAGUUGUGUGAACGAUGCCAAUAAUCCCAAAAUAUUUAUUAUAUUUGAUCCAAAUCAGAUCUACCCAGAGUAUCUUAUAGAGUACCAAUAACCUCACUCAACUUUAGUCAGUUAAAACAACCGACAAAUAAA